AUGAUACAAUUAGUUAUUCUAAUUCCUUGUUACAGAUGCUCUAUUGACGUCAGUUGCUCUGUUGCCUGUUAUCCUGGGGUUCACUACGGCCCCGGCACCCACAUCCUCGCCCUAUGCUCUAUUGCGUCAGUUGCACUGUUGCCUGUUAUCCUGGGGUUCACUAAGGCCACGGCACCCACAUCCUCGCCCUAUGCUCUAUUGACGUCAGUUGCUCUGUUGCCUGUUAUCCUGGGGUUCACCACGACCCCGUCACCCACACCCUCACCCUAUGCUCUAUUGACGUCAGUUGCUCUGUUGCCUGUUAUCCUGGGGUUCACCACGACCCCGGUACCCACACCCUCGCCCUAUGCUCUAUUGACGUCAGUUGCUCUGUUGCCUGUUAUCCUGGGGUUCACCACGACCCCGUCACCCACACCCUCGCCCUGUAAGCUAUCAGAGUUCCACUGUAACAACAACAAAUGUGUUCCCGCGACUGCCUAUUGCAACGCCGUAAACGACUGCGGGGACUCGUCGGACGAACCACGUCUCUGUAGCCAUGGUGUACCGAGGUCUGAGGGCGCAUGUUUUGUUGCAGCGUGUAAUCGAACCUACUACGGGGACCUUGGCACGACUUACGAGCUGGAACUGCACAGACCCAGGGAGGACAGACUUCCCUUCGUGUGUCACCUCACAUUGACCGCGGGCUCAGGAUCUCUGGGGGACAUCGUGCAGGUGACGUUCGAGAGUUUCACACUUGGGAGGUUCACGUCGUUCCUGUCCGGAGGUUGUCCAGACGGCGAGAUGCAGCUGUGGGAGUGGCAGAGGCCUAGGAUCGGCGGCGCGUGGUGUGGAACCUCCUGGGGUCCCUCAGUGUACUUCAGCGAGACUCGCUCCGUUACUAUCUCUGUCACUCUACGCCGCAUCUCCAAGGAUCAGGACGGAUACAACUUCGACUUCAGGCUAGGGUACAAGAUGCUACCGAAGUACAACGCCAUCGUAAGAUAUGGAGGACUUAGGUUUUUAGAUCCUUUCACUGACUUCACGAACACCUCACUGCCUCCAACAGUCACCCCUCAGCACUAUCUGGGUGACUUGAUCGGAGGAACAUUCUGUUCCCGGGUGUUCACCGAUUGUAACCGCAAGGACUGUCGUCUGCAGAGUCCCAACUUCCCUGGGGUAUACCCUCGCAACCUCACCUGUUACUACGCUAUUCGCCAGCAAGAGGUUCCACCAGGAAAAUAUGCACUUAUAUCGGUGAGACAACCGAAAGGCCAACUCGUGAAUAUAAGGAGCCAGUCCGCCUUAUACGCUAGAGCAGGUCAGCAGCCUAACCAAAACACAGCUCACCUUAAGGUCUGGCAGGAGUGUGACGAGGUACAAGACUAUGUGACAGUCUACGACGGCUACACCACCAGGGACCCUGUGCUUCUCAAGUUCUGCGGUGGUGGGGUCGCGGUCCCAGAGGCUGUGUCCAGCACACACGAACUGUUGGUCGAGUUCUCCACUUCACCAUACGGAACAUUCCUUUACCCGGCCCCUCCAAUGCCUCUGCACGGCUUUCAACUCCAAGUCCAGGUAAGGUUUGUGGACAAGGAGUCGCCGAAGUAUGCCCGCAACAAGCGAUGUGAGUUUUGGUUGAAAGGUGCGGGGAAAGGAGUCUUGGAAAGCCCGAGGCACUCCCUCGCAGCAAACACAACUUGCUUGUACCAUCUACAGGGUAUGGAGCCGGGAACCCCACCUCCACCACGGCAUCUAGAACUGUCCAGACGUCGCACUCAGGCUCUCAUACCCACCAGGUUCAAAGUGUGGCUGGCGGUGCUCAAGUACCAUGUGACCCCAGCAGACGACACAGAGUGCGCCACCAGACUCCAGGUGUGGGACGGUAACAUCAGGGCCUCGCCAUCCUGCAAUGAGAUUUAUUGCGAGGAGAAGGAGGGAGGUUCUAUGGUGUAUAGCGCGGGGCGUAGCAGCAACUUGACUCUGCUCGCCAGAUACUGCAAGGACCACAUCCCUCGCAGCUGCGACCACUCACUACUCAACAACGCCACCCGCGCCACUCGCCCGUGCUCCCUCGCAGAGAGCUUCCUGUCGACCGGGGACUCCAUGACCCUGGAGCUCAAGGUCACUCAUUCCACCGCGCUCAGGCCAUUGUCGUUCAGAGCGUUGUAUGAGUUUGUGGACCUCCACCAGGACGGAGAGCCGUACGGCCAGGGUCCCUGCUCCAGAAAGUUCACCAGCAGAUCGCAGCACUUGCAGGGUGAACCUCAGAACUUCACCUCUCCUAGAGACGUGUUCCUGUUCGGGAGAGGCGGAACGACCAAUCUGAGCUGUGUUUACCGGUUCGAGGCCCAGCGAGGAGACAGUGUUCGUAUCACCAUCCACGGCAUGCAGACCGCUAACAGAUCAAGUUGUGUGACGAGAAAUAACACCGACUCCGGCAGACUACAAUGUGUUGGAAACGCGACUGCUCAGUUGAGAAUAUGGGAGGUGUCGUGGAGCACUGCCAUCCCUCUAGGUCGUGACUGUCUGUGUGGAGGUGCAGAUAACUUCCUCCCUUACACCUUCACCUCCGCCGCCCACAUAGUAGAGGUCCACUUCACAGCACUUCACAUGACCUCCACUGACGACUACCGAGGUCUCAACUUCAGAGCCUCCUGGGAGUUUGUGCGUACCCCAGUCUGUCCCAGGAAACAGAGAAUUGCUGGCAUCAGUGGGGAAUUGUUGUUCCAGUCACCAAGUCGCACACCAGAUGAGGUAAACUGUGAAGGUCAUCCCUGGGUCAUCACUCCUCUAGACGCAAGGUUCCUAUACGUCCAGAUCAAGGGAACAGUGAUUCGUGGUGCUGCCCCAGUUGAUUCCAACUCUACUUCCGUUUCGUCAUCCAGUCGAUGCCCCACCCGGAAUCGCAUGUUGCUUCAUUCAGGAGGGGGAGGCCAGCAAGUUCUUGUGUGCCCCCUGGACCAAGAUUCAGCUCACAACUCGCUGGUCGAGGUGUUUUCCGCGGGCUGGAUGACUGAUAGUUCCCCACGUAAAUCACCAGGAUUUAUCCCCGAUACUCCACAGACUCGUAGUGUUCUCGUGGAGUUCCUCCCCAAAGAACCGGGAAAAUACACUGUUACGUGGAUGGAGAUUUCAAGAAGACCUAACUACCCAACCGCAGACAUGGCAUUGUCCGACUGCCCACAUCGUUGUCCAGAGCUAGAUGCCUGUAUCAAUGCUUCCUUGUGGUGUGAUGGUACCUCCCACUGCCCCAGCGGUUAUGACGAGGCGUUCACCCAUUGCCUCUACCUGCUUCAACUACCACUUCACCAAAUGGCCCUGUGGAUACUGGGCUUCCUAAUACUUGUGGCAUCAGUUUGCUGUGUCUUCUGCCACGUCUGCCGAGCUGAGGCAGGCUCUAGACUCAAGAGUCUCCCCUCCGAUACUGACCCAAUUGUCGGCACUCCCAAGGAGGUGAUUUGCUGACAAUCAGACAAUUCUGUGCGCUACGUUGAGGUUGACCGUGUGACCACCGUGUGAUAGGCUGAGGUUUACUUGUGCCUCUAUCACCCGGAGUAUCGGUCGUCUUGACGUCCCCACCUCCACCAUGGGACCACCAGCCUACAGAUCUCCAUCCUAUUAAUACUAAGUUUUAAGUUCAACAGUCGUAUACAAUGUAAAGGCCACAGUAUUUCUUUUCGAAUCAAUGUUGUAACACAAUUUACAGCAAAUUUAUUGAAUAGUAUUCUUAAAAAUUUCAAGUCUUUAACGAAAAUAAAUUUAAUAGACACUUAUAAUAACAUACAAACUUGUAAA
Macrosteles quadrilineatus (aster leafhopper) is the source of this 3774-nucleotide messenger RNA. RefSeq lists its product as uncharacterized. Lineage: Eukaryota; Metazoa; Arthropoda; Insecta; Hemiptera; Cicadellidae. Bases 1 to 3444 code for a protein of 1147 amino acids. Gene Ontology annotation, molecular function: protein binding. Gene Ontology annotation, cellular component: plasma membrane. The record is from RefSeq and is a predicted model, not a curated record. The transcript is spliced from 21 exons.